AUGUCAGAAGGAAGGCAUGGUCUUGUGGUGGUGGAAACAGUCGUUGAUGGCACAGGAUUGGCUCGGAGCAAGCUGGUGAAGUACUUCAGCAGGCAGCUGUCCUGCAAGAAGAAGGUGGCCCUGCAGGAGCGCAAUGCUGAACUGGAUGGCUUCCCCCAGCUCCGCCACUGGUUCCGGAUCGUGGACGUGCGCAAGGAAGUCCUGGAGGAGAUCUCCCCUGACCAGCUGAGCCUGGAGGACCUCCUAGAGAUGACAGAUGAGCAGGUGUGCGAGACGGUAGAGAAGUAUGGAGCCAACCAGGAGGAGUGUGCCCGGCUCAACGCCUCCCUGUCCUGUCUCAGGAAUGUGCACACAUCAGGUGGGAAUCUCUCCAAACAAGACUGGAUCAUCCAGUGGCCCACCACGGAGCCAGGGCAGGACAGCAACCCUGUGUGCCCCCCGGAGUCCAGCCCGUGGAUCCGCACCCACCUCUCCCAGAGCCCCAGGGUCCAGUCCAAAUGUAUCCAGCCCUUUUGUCACGCCAGCCCUACGCCUGGGACUCCUGUGUACACCCACGUGGACAGACUCACCGUGGAUGCCUACCAGAGCUUGUGCCCGCCGCCACCCCUGGAAUCAGGCCACCGCUCACUGCCCCCCUCUCCCCGGCAGCGGCACGUAGUCCGCACCCCACCUCGCACCCCGAAUAUCGUCACCACCGUGACCCCUCCUGGCACACCACCCAUGAGGAGGAAAAACAAGCUGAAACCUCCAGGGACGCCACCACCCUCCUCUCGGAAACUUAUCCAUCUGAUUCCCGGCUUCACAGCGCUGCACAGGAGCAAAUCCCACGAGUUCCAGCUUGGGAAUCGUGUAGACGAGGCCAACACACCCAAAGCCAAGAAGAAGAGCAAACCCCUGAACCUCAAGAUCCACAGCGGCGUGGGCAGCUGCGAGAACAUCCCUGCCCAGCAGCGCUCCCCACUCCUGUCCGAGCGUUCCCUGCGGUCCUUCUUCGUGGGCCACGCGCCCUUUCUGCCCUCCACCCCACCCGUCCACACUGAGGCUAAUUUCUCUGCAAACACACUGUCUGUACCACGGUGGUCACCACAGAUCCCACGCAGAGACCUUGGCAACUCCAUCAAGCACAGGUUUUCCACCAAGUACUGGAUGUCUCAGACGUGCACUGUCUGCGGGAAAGGGAUGCUUUUUGGCCUCAAGUGUAAAAACUGCAAGUUAAAGUGCCAUAACAAAUGCACCAAAGAAGCCCCACCCUGUCAUCUCCUGAUCAUCCAUCGAGGAGAUCAAAAGCCUCUUCCUAAGACACUGGCUCGUGUAAUCGGCCAGAUGUUACAGUCUGAAGAGCUCAGGCCCCUCUGUAAGGGACGGACGCUCUACUCUGUGGUGAGGGACGCCAAGAUUGUCCUGGAUGUCAAUAAAACCAGGCAGAUCGCACAAGAAAUUGUGAAGGGCAUGGGCUACCUCCAUGCAAAGGGCAUCCUUCACAAGGACCUCAAAUCAAAGAAUGUCUUCUAUGACAACGGCAAAGUGGUCAUCACGGAUUUUGGGCUCUUCAGCAUUUCUGGGGUGCUACAGGCUGGCAGGCGAGAAAACAAGCUACGUAUCCAGAAUGGCUGGCUGUGCCACCUGGCCCCAGAGAUCAUUCGUCAGCUGUCCCCCGACACAGAAGAGGACAAGCUCCCCUUCUCCAAGCACUCGGAUGUCUUUGCUCUCGGCACCAUCUGGUAUGAGCUCCACGCCAGGGAGUGGCCCUUCAAGACUCAACCAGCAGAGGCAAUAAUUUGGCAGAUGGGCGCAGGCAUGAAACCCAACCUCAGCCAGAUUGGAAUGGGAAAAGAAAUCUCGGACAUUCUGCUCUUCUGCUGGGCCUUUGAGCAGGAAGAACGGCCCACUUUCACCAAGCUCAUGGACAUGCUAGAGAAACUGCCAAAGCGAAACCGCCGCCUGUCACACCCUGGACAUUUUUGGAAGUCUGCAGAGCUGUGACCGUGGACACGAGCCAGCAUCAGCUGACUCGGCCCCCAAACCAUCUCUUCCUCCCUGCUCUGCCCUCUGCCAGCUCAGGAGGCCCAGGCUUUCCACCAGGGGAGUCCCAACACAGCCCAGCCUGGGGGACCUGUGCAAUGACCCGGACACCGUGGAGGCUGACCACAUCUUGGACUUGUACCCCUUUACUCAGGCAGGAUCAGGGACCCCCUGAGCUAGGAUCAACUGGAUGAGUGAGGGUCCAGUGCACAGUAUAGAGAGCAGCAGACGGAACACAACAUGGCCAGGCUGUGGAGACCCAGACCUACAGCCCUGUGGGCAGACUCCCUCACAUGACCGGCGAGUGUGCACGUGUCUACGUGUGGACAGGACCUCCAGCUUUCUAACCACCUGGACAAGCCUGCCCACCUAUGGAGUGUCCCAGCUGUGCUAUCCCAGAACGUAGGACAGGGAUGGAACCAGGAACAACACACCUGCUCCGUUGAGUCAAGGUUCCCAGGCCAAGGUCAGAGUGGAAACGGUUAAGGCUAAGCUUGCAAACAUCUGUUUGUAGAGGCCCAUCCCAAGCUGGAAGUGACUGCUAGCCCCUGGGCACACAGCUCCGAAGGACACUAGGCAGUCCCGUGUGUCAUUUUACUAUGGGGGCCUCUCUGGGAAGAAGUCCCUUGGCUUCCCCCUUCAUCCUGUUUUGUAAGAACGUUGUUUUGACUCACCUCACAGCCCACCCUCCCCUGGGCAAAUUGGAGGUCACCAUAGCGUCUCAGCUGAUAUGGCAUCUGGGGGUCCUUUGUAGCUCACAUUCAUUCAUGGUACACACACACACACACACACACACACACACACACACACACACCCCGCCAAAGUCUGAGAGCUAAGAACUGGGGCUGUGGCAAGAGAGUUCUGGUACAUUCUCUCUUUAGCGCUGACCCUGCUGGAGUUGGUUCUCCCAUGGUGACGGAUACAGGUCCUGGGUAUGCAUGAUGGGUUAUGUGGGUAUGCGAGUAAUAUUUACAAGGGUCUCCCUGUCUCUCACCCACUGCGUUCCUUGUCAGGGGGUGCAAGGAGAGAACACAUGUGUGGAGGUUCCGUGGUCUCUGCUCUGGCCCAGUGCUGAGUCCUCUGAGUGGAUUCCCCACUCAGGACCCUAUGCCCCUCACACCACAUCCCCCAUGCCUUUCUUCUCUCCCCACCUGAGAGGGAAGGUUUUCUGGUCUGUGCUGAGCUACCCCACCCCCUUCCCUGCCACGGGAUCCUGCCUGAGGGAUGCCGAGAACGGAGGUAGAGAGAAUAAAUAGAAGGGAGUGCCCUGAGGUCACUGGUCCAUGUCCCCAAAGCCCUGUCCCCAGUGGUCACAAUUGACACAUGAAGAAAAGCUGUCCCCAAGCAGAGGUGGCAGGACAGAGACAUCCAACCAAUCAUACAGAAUUGUCCCCUUCUUUGGGGGCCCUGCUGGAUGCAUGUCCUGGGGCCAAGCCUGCUUGAUGUCCUGGGGCCAAGCCUGCUUGUAAAGCAGGAAGAUUGAUUGAUAGUGGUCACACUUUCAGAAAGACUUAUCCUACAACACCCUCAAAUCCCUUUGCAAAGCUCCCUCUGCCUGUGCUGGGGGGCCUGGGGCCCCCACACAAAGUUGUUCCCAUGGGAACAUCUCUCUUUCCUAGUAACACCUGUGUCUCCAUGGCUCAGCAUUCAUGCAUCUUGGAGACAUUUUACAUACGUGUGCUCACGUGCCAGGGCUCCAGUAUCGCUAAGGACCAUUCUUAUGAGUAGCUGCAUCCUCAUCUAACAAGGCUGCCUUCUGAACUCAUCCCUAUGGCCAGGGCUGGGCUGAGAUCUGCCCCCCCCCCCCAGCAACCUACUAAGAACCUAGAAUUUAGUUCCUCCUUUCUCUUUAAUCCCAUCAGGACCUCUUUGGUCCUCAGUCUUUAUCACCUGUCUUUGUAUCAAAAGAGGAAGUAAGAGAAGAGAGGGCCAGAGAGGGCUGAGCCACUGGGAACCUGACAUGUCACCAGGAACUGCUUCCCCUGUUUUCAGAUGAAUGACCCACUGGGUGCUGGAUAGGGAGAUUUCUCCACAGUUCUGGGUGCUUCAAGGGAGCCAGAGGAAGGGGUUUCUUUACAAAGAGUGACCGAUCACCCACCUCCCAGGGUUCUGGCCUGCUAUGAAUCUAGGGUCUAUGACUCUGUGAAGGAUCCACAGACUUGAAAAAAAAAGAGUGUGGUGGUGAGCCACCUAUAAUCCUAGCACUC
Molecule: messenger RNA, 4229 nt
Organism: Onychomys torridus (southern grasshopper mouse)
Lineage: Eukaryota; Metazoa; Chordata; Mammalia; Rodentia; Cricetidae
Gene: Ksr2
Product: kinase suppressor of ras 2
Exons: 15
Coding region: 1-1983 (660 amino acids)
Biological process (GO): calcium-mediated signaling; protein phosphorylation; Ras protein signal transduction
Cellular component (GO): cytosol; plasma membrane; cytoplasm
Molecular function (GO): protein kinase activity; ATP binding
Source: RefSeq, a predicted model, not a curated record